Chiroxiphia lanceolata (lance-tailed manakin) is the source of this 1701-nucleotide messenger RNA. It is a transcript of the gene MORN4, whose product is annotated as MORN repeat containing 4. The coding region runs from base 163 to 603 and encodes 146 amino acids. Lineage: Eukaryota; Metazoa; Chordata; Aves; Passeriformes; Pipridae. The record is from RefSeq and is a predicted model, not a curated record. The transcript is spliced from 5 exons.
AACGGCGAGCGGGGAUGGACGCUGGCGGCGUGGUACCGCCCGGCGGGGCGGGUGCUGGAAGGGGCGGUGGCGGCCACCGCCCCUUGGCGGGACCUGGUGGGGAGCGGUGCGGGCGGACAGCGCGGAGCCAGCUCUUGCCCUGCUUUGCCGGAGGCUGUUGCCAUGACACUGACUAAAGGCUCCUUCACCUACUCCAGCGGGGAGGAGUACCGCGGCGAGUGGAAGGAAGGUCGCAGGCACGGCAUUGGGCAGCUGACGUUUUCCGACGGCACCGCCUACGUGGGGCACUUUGAGAACGGGCUGUUCCACGGCUGUGGAGUGCUCACCUUCUCUGACGGCUCCAGAUAUGAGGGGGAGUUUGUGCAGGGCAAGUUCAAUGGCGUUGGAGUCUUUACACGCUGCGACAACAUGACCUUUGAGGGCGAGUUCAAAGGCGGGCGUGUGUACGGCUUCGGUCUCCUGACUUUCCCUGACGGCUCUCACGGGGUGCCCCGCAAUGAGGGCUUCUUUGAGAACAACAAGCUGCUGCGGCGGGAGAAAUGCACAGCCAUCAUCCAGAGAGCCCAGGGUGCCUCCAAGUCUGCCCACAACCUGACAGCAUGACGGUGCCCCAAAUCCCCUUCCACCAGAGCAGGGACCCCUCUACUUGGGCACUGGCUGGCCCUGCUGGCCCUGGAGCAGGGAUGUGGCACUGCUGGGUGCCUCCUUGCCCUUUGUCCCCACCAAGCAUCCUGCUGCCAAACCCCUGCUGCUGGAGGGGAUGGGACCCUCCACUCUCCACCCAAGUGCCCCGGGGCAGCCAUGGUGCCUUCUCUUUCUGGCUGUAGCCCUGGCACCUGCUGGAGCAGCAGGAGGGCAGGGUGGUUGGAGCUUGGCCUCUCUGUCUCCCAGAAAGACUGUGGGCCACUAGGGCUGCAAACCUGCUGCAGAGGAUGGAGCAGUGGGACAGGGGCUGGUCCCUGACCCCACUGCCAGGGUGCCUUGGCUGGGAGCUGCUGGCUGGACAAUGUGCCCCCAGAGGGGCAGCUCCUGGCUCGCUUUGCUGCCCUGGUCUGGAGGCAGGAUAGGUACCCUGGGCACGCUGUGGUCUGUACCCUCAGUUCUGGGUGACUGGCCAUCCCCCUGCAUGCCCUGGGUAGGGUGGCAUGACGUCCCGGAAGAACCCAGCCUGCUCUUGAGGCCAGCCGAUGGGCUGUAUUCCCCUCAUCCCUGUGCUAAUCCGCCUCACCUACUGCCUUGGCAACACCAGCAGCAGCAUCCCCACCAAGGGGGAUGGGGAGAUGCCCAGUCUGGCUCAUAUCUGCUGCAUGCUGGUGGAGGGUGGGAGCAAGGAACAGGGUCAGCAGGAGCCUGGUAUGAGGGUCACAAGCAGGGCUGAGUGGGGUGGCAGGACUGGAGUGGGGGGCCUGGGCAGGGUGGAAGGGUAUAGAGGCAUGGCGAAGGGGCAGGCAGGGGGAACGCAGCUCCCCAUUUUGCCCUCCACAUGCAUCCUUCAUCUCUCUGCUGCAUGCUCACCUUCACCCCUGGUGUGGUCCGGCUGGCUGUGGUGCAGGGUCCUGGAAGCCCUCACUGCCUGGUGCGGGGCCGCAGGGGCAAUACCCUCCCUGCCGGUCUCUGCCCACACCGGUCCCGUGCCUUGCCGUGACCCUGCCUUGUGCUGCUGCCUGCACGGGCCUCAGCUGAGUAAACCAUGUUGCCAAA